AUGCCAGUUUUUAAACAAAUUUUACUUCAACUUUGUGAAAAGUUUUGUCCUCCUUGUCCCUUUAAUAAUAAUAGGUGUUUAUUAUUAUCUUCUUUACACAAUGUCCGGGCUAAUCUUAUUGCAAUUGCACAAAUUCCCCAACCGGAAGGCCAACAACAACAAUCCCAGCCCCAACAAAGGCAUAGUGGAAGGCGGAGUGGAGGGCAGACAUCUUUACUGGUUUGGCCUCCCGGAGGUUCUCCUUUACCCGAAACUGUCCAACAAUGUGGACAAGAAACACUUGAAGAAUUAGAUUGGUGUUUAGAGCAAUUGGAGACUAUUCAAGUAUAUCGUUCUGUGACAGAAAUGGCUUCUUCUAAAUUUCGAAAAUUAUUAAAUAGAGAAUUGACUCAUUUCGCAGAAAGUUCAAAAUCUGGACCUCAAAUUAGUCGAUUUCUUCUUAAUACUUAUAUGGAACAAGAAGAGGCACAGGAAGAGGUGAGAUUAAAUUUUUUUAAAAUAAAAUCUUCUUUUUUCUUGAAAUAA
Messenger RNA from Meloidogyne enterolobii, 525 nucleotides. The record is from the annotation of a GenBank genome assembly. NCBI's taxonomy places the organism in Eukaryota, Metazoa, Nematoda, Chromadorea, Rhabditida, Meloidogynidae.